Messenger RNA from Symbiodinium pilosum, 276 nucleotides. The record is from the annotation of a GenBank genome assembly. NCBI's taxonomy places the organism in Eukaryota, Dinophyceae, Suessiales, Symbiodiniaceae.
AUGCUGCAGCAUCCAACACAUUUCUACAAGAAGAAGGUUGCCUGGAACCAAUACGCCAAGACUCUGGCUGCAUUCCGGAGGUCACUUCCUUCCGAGUUGGUGGCGGGCCGGGACAUCAUCAUUGUAUCCUCAACCAUGCAUGCCGGCCCGAAUGCAAGCGUUCAGAAUCCCGUGCCGCUGAAGUCUUGCCACUACCUGCGCGUGGUGUCGGAGUAUUUUCGCAGUCAAGGCGCAGCAAGCGUGUCCACUCGCAUCAACCACCUGCCUGAUGAUGAC